Schistocerca gregaria is the source of this 3044-nucleotide messenger RNA. RefSeq names its product osmotic avoidance abnormal protein 3-like. The record is from RefSeq and is a predicted model, not a curated record. The coding region runs from base 174 to 2318 and encodes 714 amino acids. Gene Ontology annotation, molecular function: microtubule binding; ATP binding; microtubule motor activity. The transcript has 16 exons. Gene Ontology annotation, biological process: microtubule-based movement. NCBI's taxonomy places the organism in Eukaryota, Metazoa, Arthropoda, Insecta, Orthoptera, Acrididae.
ACUCUGUGGUCGUUUGAAGGUGCUCCUUGGUUGUUACUGAUGUCAGUUGUUCCUUACACAACCCUCGUAACAGCAUUAUGGGUCUUCUCACAAAUAAACCAAAUACUGGUGUCUCUAUCAGUAACUUGACAACCUGCUGAAAUAAUCGCCAAGGAAGUGAAGAGUGCAGAAGGAUGUCUGAAAGGGUGAAAGUCAUUGUUCGAUGUCGACCACUCAGUAGGAAGGAGAAUGAAGAAGGAUGCAAGCCCAUUAUAUCUAUGGAUUCCAGUUAUCAUUCAUGUUCUAUACGGAAUCCUAGUGAUAUUACUCCUCCAAAGACAUUCACUUUUGAUGGAACAUACAACUUCUCUUCAACAACAGAACAAAUAUACAAUGAAGCAGCAUUUCCACUUGUACAGGAUGUGUUAAAUGGAUACAACAGCACAAUAUUUGCUUAUGGUCAGACUGGAUGUGGAAAAAGUUUCACUAUGCAAGGAUCCUACGAUAAUUUUUCUGAACGUGGUGUCACACCACGAGCCAUAGAGCAUAUUUUUGAAGAAAUAGCUCUUGCUGAGAAUACAAAAUAUCUUGUUCUUGUCUCUCACUUAGAGAUUUAUAAUGAUGAAAUAAGAGAUUUGCUUGGAAGUGGCAGAAGAAAUAAGCUUGAGCUCAAAGAACAUUCAGAGCAUGGAGUAUUUGUUCAAGGUAUAUCUCUUCAUUCAGUUCAAGGUGUACAUGAUUGUGAGAAACUCAUGCAAAAAGGUAUCAACAAUAGGAUAACAGCAGAAACACAAAUGAAUUAUGAUUCUUCACGCUCUCAUUCAGUCUUUACUAUACAUGUAGAAAUUGUCCCUGUUAAUACAUCAGAAGUUGAUGGAAUGCAAAUGAAAUUUCAAAACAUACGAAAGGGAAAGUUAAAUUUGGUGGACUUAGCUGGAAGUGAGCGUCAAGGUAAAGCAGGAACAACAGGUGACAGACUGAAGGAAGCUACAAAAAUUAAUCUUUCAUUGUCAGCUCUAGGAAAUGUGAUAUCAUCAUUGGUAGAUGGAAAAUCAAAGUAUAUACCAUAUCGCGAUUCAAAAUUAACAAGGUUAUUGCAAGAUUCACUAGGUGGCAACACAAAGACACUUAUGAUUGCAUGCCUUUCACCAGCUGAUAGUAACUAUGAAGAAAGUUUGAGCACACUGCGUUAUGCUAACAGAGCAAAAAAUAUCAAGAAUAAGCCCCAUAUCAAUGAAGAUGCAAAAGAUGCACUUCUGAGAGAGUAUGAACAGGAAAUACAAAGAUUGAAAAACCUUGUAGAAACAUCUUGCACUACUCGUGCUUGGUUGUCAGCAGAUGAACAAAUUCAAGAAGAGAAAGAAAAGUUGCGUGUUGAGUAUGAACAAAAGCUAAAUAAGAUGAGACAAGACUGGGAAGUAGAACAUGUCUCUAAGUGCAAGCUGGAAAUAGAGAUGCAAAAUUUAAGAAACAAUUUGGAAUCAAAGAGAUACAAUACUAAGGAACACUUUAUUGAGUUACAUUACUUCCCUGAUGAGCACUGUCCAGAGGAAACCAGUGGGCAUUGUUCCAGGAAUGCUGCAUAUGGUGAUAUCUUAUGCAGGUGGAAAAAAUUGCAAAAAAGCCUUGUAGGUGGAGAAAGAAAACAUGAUUCCUUACUGAAGGCGCGGUACAUUAACAUGAGACAAACUUUGCGUAAGACUAUUUCUCGUCGUACUACAUCAGAUGAAGAAAGUAUAGAGGACUCAGAUAAUGAUCGAGAAUUGAGUUUAAGACAAAGAUUUCUGAAGGAUAAAUUGAGGCUUAACACUCUUGAAUCAGAAAACAAAGACCUUCAAAAUGAAUUUGAAAAAGAAAGAAAGAAUUAUUUAGAAAUUAUAGGAACUUUAUGUCGACAGAUGAAACUUUUCAAACAAAUAACUGAGAAGAUAGUACCAAAUCUACGCAAGGACUGUAGUUACAGUGACCUGGAACGAGUGAAGGGCCAAGCAGUAUGGAACGAAGAGGCUGAAUGCUGGAUUCUUCCAGAAUUUGUUUAUGAACAAAUGAAACUUCCUUGCAUUGAUCAGAAGCCUGAUUUUAUGACUUCACAAGAACUGAAGAAACCUUUAUCACCUGAUUACUGUGAAAGUCUGAGACAGAGCUCAUUUUCUUCUCGUCUUAGCUCACCAAGAAGUAGUAAUGAUGAAGAAGAUAGUAUACUGCUAAAGAAACUGCGAAGAAGUGAAGAGGAAAACAUUGCUGGGAAUUAUUUUAAAUCUAGUCGAACACUGGAGCUUCUAAAUAAGCUGAAGCAAAGAGGAUGGUCAUAUCCCAACAAAGGAAGCUCUAAUUACUGACUUUCUCAACUGGUGCUUACUUUACACAAAGGAAAAAGAAAGGAAUUAUUUUAAGAAAAUAUUCAAAAGUCUAGUAGCACUUUCAUUUUUUCUCUCUCCUUUCUCCCCCCUCCCCCCCCCCCCCCCCCCUCUCUCUCUCUCUCUCUCUCUCUCUCUCUCUCUCUCUCUCUCUCACACACAUACACACUAGCUGUGCUGCUAUAAUAAGCAUCUCCUUAUAUACAUAACCAAAAUACAAAAAUUAUAGAUACUGAGUUGGAUUUUGAAACUUUUCAAAAUAAAUGCAGAAUAUAUUCUAUGCAACGUUCUGAUAUUUUGGCCUACAACAGCAGCAUCUCUUAAUUUCAAAAAUAGAACAGUUCUGGUGGGACAUUAGUAUACCUUUCCACUACUAUGUUGUGUACAUAAUUGCUGCCCUACAUUGAUACGUCCUAUGCUAUGCCAUGAUAUUUUGAUGUUCAGUGGCAGAGGUCAUUAAUAUCUAAAAUAUGCCAAUUCUGUGAGAGUGAAUGUUUCUUAAAGUGGUCUGCACACAGUCUCUAUGUUGACAUUCUAGCUUGCAAGAGAUUGUAUUGAUAUUUCUUAAAAUUCUGUUGCAAACCAUGCUCUGUUGUAACUUCAUAUAAUUCUGCAGUUUAACAGAAUAUUAAAGCUAGGGGGUCUGUGGCUAAUUUCCAUAAUGGGACAUUAAAAUCUGACCUUUCUUCAUGAGAGAAGGCUAUUUUA